ACAUGUAAAAAUGUUAUCCCACUCCGCUUCCCUCGCCUCGCCCCUCGCAUUAUAUUUUCAUGUGCUUUUAGCAACUUGCUACUAACCACCCUUCCUUUCUCCCCCUUUCGCAAUUCCGACCCGAACCUAGCGUCGGACCCUAAACCCUCAUGGGAACCGAGAGUUACACGUACAUGGGACGGAGUCUGAGCCAACUCAGCAUCAACGACGAUUCCUCUUCCUCCGCCUUCAGCGACUGCAACAGCGACAGAUCUGGCGAAUUCGCCACCGCUUCAUCGCAGACGCGCCGCUUCCUCAUCGCCUGCGCCACCGAAAACUCCGACGACUUGAUCCGCCAGCUGGUCGCCGAUCUCCACUCCUCCUCCGCCGAGGAUCAGAAGCAAGCCGCCAUGGAAAUCCGGUUACUCGCCAAGAACAAGCCGGAGAAUCGCAUCAAAAUCGCGAAAGCCGGCGCAAUAAAACCGCUGAUUUCUCUCAUUUCGGCGCAGGACCUUCAGCUCCAGGAAUACGGCGUCACCGCGAUUCUCAACCUCUCGCUCUGCGACGAGAACAAGGAGGUGAUAGCCUCCGCCGGCGCGAUCAAGCCGCUGGUUCGGGCGCUGAGCACGGGGAGCGCCACGGCGAAGGAGAGCGCGGCGUGCGCGCUGCUGCGGCUGUCGCAGCUGGAGGAGAACAAGGCGGCGAUCGGGCGGUCCGGCGCGAUUCCGGCGCUGGUGAGCCUCCUGGAGAGCGGCGGGUUCCGCGGGAAGAAGGACGCGUCGACGGCGCUCUACUCGCUCUGCACGGUGAAGGAGAACAAGGCGAGGGCGGUGAAGGCGGGGAUCAUGAAGGUGCUGGUGGAGCUGAUGGCGGACUUCGAGGCGAACAUGGUGGACAAGUCGGCGUACGUGGUGAGCGUGCUGGUGGCGGUGGCGGAGGCGAGGGCGGCGCUGGUGGAGGAGGGCGGCGUGCCGGUGCUGGUUGAGAUCGUUGAGGUCGGGACGCAGAGGCAGAAGGAAAUCGCGGUGGUUAUUCUUUUGCAGGUGUGCGAGGACAGCGUGGCUUAUCGCACCAUGGUCGCUCGCGAAGGUGCCAUUCCUCCUUUGGUCGCUUUGUCUCAGUCCGGCACCAAUCGCGCCAAGCAAAAGGCUGAGAAACUAAUCGAGCUUCUGCGACAACCUAGAUCCGGCAACGGCGCUGUUUGAACAUCAGAAAUGGCAACAAUCAUUUACCACCUGGUAUCCCCACCCCACCGCACCGUACGUGUGAGUAAAACAAAAACCACGUUAAAAUUGUGAAUUGGUUAAAGACAACAACAUGCGUCCCUGAAGAGAGACGGAGAGGUAAAGUUUGUAAAUAUCUUCGUAACGGAGAAGCUUUGUAAAGUUUGUGCUAUAAAUGAUACGAGUUUCAGUUUGAGUUUGGUUUGGUUUUUGGGUUAUGCAAAAUAAUGCACUCCCACUCGACAUCACUGCUUUUUUUUUUUUCCCCCUUAAUUUAAGUUUUAUUUUAUUGCUGUGAAUGUGAGAACUGAUGAUAUCGCUUUUGGGCCCUUCUGCUAUUUAUGUAAUUAUUGCCAUUAUAAAUGUGGCACUAGUUUA
Molecule: messenger RNA, 1580 nt
Organism: Cajanus cajan (pigeon pea)
Lineage: Eukaryota; Viridiplantae; Streptophyta; Magnoliopsida; Fabales; Fabaceae
Product: ARM repeat superfamily protein
Molecular function (GO): protein binding
Source: RefSeq, a predicted model, not a curated record